This is a messenger RNA of Malania oleifera, 3146 nucleotides long. RefSeq names its product U-box domain-containing protein 52-like. NCBI's taxonomy places the organism in Eukaryota, Viridiplantae, Streptophyta, Magnoliopsida, Santalales, Ximeniaceae. Gene Ontology annotation, biological process: protein phosphorylation. Gene Ontology annotation, molecular function: ATP binding; protein kinase activity. The coding region runs from base 380 to 2737 and encodes 785 amino acids. The record is from RefSeq and is a predicted model, not a curated record. The transcript is spliced from 10 exons.
GACUAGCCGCUAAAAAUGGGCAGCUGUCCAGCAGAGAUGGUGAAUUCACCCGACGACUCAAGAAAGUUUGUGAGAGCGGGAGAGGGGGGAUUUCAGAUUUGCCGUUUUGGCGUCAAAGGACUGUCUUCAGUUCUCUCCGCUAACGAAAUCUCAUUUGGGAACACCUUGCGGCAUUUUCAGAACAGAGAAAACAACGGGGGAAUUCGGACAAGCCAAAUUUAGAUAUAUUCGAACACAAAUCCAGAGAUAGAGAGGUUUGAGGUUGUUCCUAUUGAUACCAAAAGGGAUUUGGGGGUAUCCCAGAAAGAUUAAGAAGAAGAUUUUGCGUUUAACAGAGGCAGGAAGAAGGAUUUAACACGCACAGAGACACAGAGAGAGAAUGCGGCAUCCAAAGAGCGUGGGAGUGAAGAAGAUAGCAAGUGGGUUGGUGGCAGUUGCAAUAGACAAGGACAAAUGCAGCCAAUAUGCGCUCAAAUGGGCUGCUGAGAAUCUCGUCACCAAAGGCAGCACUAUCAUUCUAAUCCAUGUCGUCCAUAGACCGCCUUCUCAUCCAAUUGGGAGCCCUUCGAAUUUUUCUGAUGCCCAUAACGUAGCCACACCGUCAAACCAGCAACUUCUUGACAAGCAAAUGAAGGAUUUGUUCCUCACGUUUCGCUGCUUUUGUACUCGUAAAGAUAUACACUGCCUUGACGUGGUACUAGAAGAUACAGAUGUAGUGAAGGCAUUGACCGAGUAUGUUUACCAGGCUGGAAUUGAGAACUUGGUUCUCGGUGCAUCCUCACGAAGUGGCUUUAUCAGAAAAUUCAAGACCUCGGAUAUUUCAAGCAGUGCAUCAAAAGCCGCACCAGAUUUCUGCAGUGUCUAUGUCAUCUCCAAGGGGAAGAUAUCUUCGCAACGGAAUGCUUCUCGUUCAGCCCCAAGCACUUCCCUCCUUCAUGAACAAAUAGAGAACCAGAUAAAAAACAGCAGUAAUGUUGUUGAAGCACGUGACAAGCAUAGUGUUAGUCUAAAAGUAGCAGAGAGAGCAUCAUUCAGGCCUCGCAUUUUGACGGAUGACAAGGAAUCAGUCAAGUCACCAUUUAAUAGAGGAAAAGGUUUUAAUGGAAGGUUCGGCGGGGAGUUCUCGGAAUCAGAUACAGAUAUAUCUUUUGUAAGCUCUGGCAGGCCAAGCACGGAUAUCAUGUCUCCAUUGAGUUAUGAUUAUAUGGAUUCAGGUCGCACCUCACGGGUUUCUACCUGCACAGAUCAAAGCUUUGGGUCAGUCCGCUUUGGAACCAAUAUGACUGACCUCAGCUCUCAGCAUGAUUUCUCGUUUAUUUCAGAAAACAGUGGAAUGACAUCGUGCUCAUCCCGCAGCAUGGAUGAUUUGGAAUCCGAGAUGAGGAGGCUAAAGUUGGAGCUGAAGCAGACAAUGGACUUGUAUAGUACAGCCUGCAAAGAAGCACUGACAGCAAAACAGAAGGCAACGGAGCUCCAUCGCUGCAGGCUUGAAGAUGAACGAAAAUUAGAAGAGGCACAGAAUGCAGAGGAAGCUGCACUGGCAGUUGCAGAGAAGGAGAAAGCCAAGUGCCUGGAAGCCCUGGAAGCAGUAGAAGCUGCUCAAAGGAUGGCAGGGCUGGAAGAAAAAAGGAGAGUGAAUGUAGAAAUCAAGGCCCACAAAGAUGCAGAAGAGAUGAAGAAGGUGCUGGAUGCCCUAAACGAAGAUAGUGUUAGGUACCGAAGAUACACUAUUCAAGAGAUCGAAAAGGCGACAGAAUUUUUUACCGAAUCUCGCAAGAUUGGGGAAGGGGGCUAUGGCCCAGUCUAUAAGUGUUAUCUUGAUCACACGGCUGUUGCAGUAAAGGUUUUGCGUCCAGAUGCAGCUCAAGGAAGGUCACAAUUUCAGCAAGAGGUUGAAGUAUUAAGCUGUAUACGGCAUCCCAACAUGGUGCUCCUUCUAGGAGCCUGCCCAGAGUAUGGCUGCCUAGUUUAUGAAUUUAUGGCUAAUGGAAGCUUAGACGAUCGCCUCUUCCGACGAGGAAAUACACCUGCCCUCUCUUGGCAACUCCGGUUCCAAAUUGCUGCUGAGAUUGGCACAGGCCUCCUCUUUCUUCAUCAGACUAAGCCAGAGCCUCUAGUGCACCGAGACCUCAAACCAGCGAACAUUUUGCUAGACCACAACUAUGUCAGUAAGAUUAGUGACGUUGGACUUGCCAGGCUUGUUCCACCUUCUGUUGCUGAUGAAGUAACACAGUGUCGCUUGACAUCAGCUGCUGGAACUUUCUGCUAUAUUGAUCCAGAGUAUCAACAAACUGGAAUGCUUGGUGUAAAAUCUGAUGUCUAUUCCCUUGGAAUCUUGUUUCUACAAUUGAUAACGGCCAAGUCAGCAAUGGGCUUGACUCACCAUGUUCAAAAAUCUAUUGAGAAUGGUACUUUCUCUGAGAUGCUGGAUCCAGAUGUUCCUGAUUGGCCUGUUGAAGAAGCUCUGGGCUUUGCAAAGCUAGCAAUCCAAUGUGCAGAACUAAGGCGGAAAGACAGGCCAGAUCUUGGCACGAUUGUCUUGCCAGAGCUUAAUAGAUUGAGAGAACUCGCUGUAAAAAAUAGCAGCAGUCCAGGUCCUUCCCCCUGCCACAGCUAUACUUCUUCCACGGCACAGGAUGUGAUUAGCGACCCUGCGCUCAUAAAUUCAGGAUAUGCUAGCUCAAAGAGCCAGUCCAGCAUAUCAUCUUUGACAGGAGGCCAAUCAAGUGCAGACUGAGAAAUACUUCUUUACAAGGCAUAAACAGUCAACAGAAGGAUGCCCUUUUUCAGUUCGAUUCGCAGGAGAAUCUGUUUAAAGUUGUUGUAAGGUCAACAGAGCUUUGCGAAGAUAACGUUUUGUGUAACCACUUUAGUUCAUCUACACGGGUAGAGUCGCUCCGCAUUUUUUUUUUUCCACAUAAAAUGUACGCUCAACAAAAAGGUCAUGGCAUAAGUGUGUUGCUGAACUUGUUUGCUCAAAUGAGUUCCUAAAAAAUCUAUUUUCGAGAGGCAAAUGAUCAAGCUCCAUCAAAUUCAGGGUCUUCGACACAAGGAGUGAGUUUGGGUUCAUUCUUGGGCACAACAGAAGUGUAACAGAAAAGUACAUUGUUGUAUAUUAAAAGAAAAGAAUACAUUUCCAUUCAAAA